This is a messenger RNA of Salmo salar (Atlantic salmon), 1230 nucleotides long. RefSeq names its product polysaccharide biosynthesis domain containing 1 (gene pbdc1). Lineage: Eukaryota; Metazoa; Chordata; Actinopteri; Salmoniformes; Salmonidae. The record is from RefSeq and is a predicted model, not a curated record. Gene Ontology annotation, cellular component: cytoplasm.
AGGGUGUGAGUGCGUCCUCUCUUCUCUCUCGUCUCCUCCUCUCUUUUACUCUUCUCUCCCCAGCUCCUUCCCUCUCCUAGCCUAUCUGACAACAAGUGGAUAAGAAGCAACAUGGUGAACAAUGAAUACGAGAAUUUAGCUUUAACCAGUCCCAGAUGUCACAGCAGAUAUAGGAAAGGAGACAAGGCGUGGGCCCUUUAAGCAGAACGAUGUGACGUCAUCGGGUCAGGGGUUUACAGCUAUGGCGUCGGGAAAUGGACUUGCUUCUCUGGGCAUGGAGGGAGCUACAGCAGCUGCACAGGCUCUGUCUCUACCAGCUGAGGCUUAUGGGAACGAUCCUCAACUGGAAGUGAUGUGGGCGAUGAAGGCUUACAAUCACGCAGAGAUCUACUUCAAUCUGAUCUCGUCGGUAGACCCCAGUAAUCUGAAGUUGACCAAGGUGGAUGACCGGAUCUAUGCAUCCUUCAAAGAAUCCUUCUCAGAUCUCAACAUUAAGAACUUGGACCCAGACAUGCUCAAGACGGCAGAGGCCAAAGAGAAGUGGCGUCCAUUCUGUAACCAGUUUGACGGAGUGGUGGAGGACUUUAACUAUGGGACUCUGCUACGACUUGACUGUGUGAAGGACUACACAGAGGAAAACACCAUAUUUGCCACCAGGAUCCAGUUCUUUGCCAUCGAGAUCGCUAGGAACAGAGAAGGAUUCAACACCCCUGUUUUCCAGGCUAAAAAGCAGCCUUCGUAAACCCAUACCCUAUAACCCAACCUGCUAUUACCUCUAACCCAGUAACAGAGAAAGUUGUCAGCCCUGUGUACCAGGUAAACACCCUUUAUAACCCCUACCACCACCACCACCUCUAACACAGAGAAAGUUGUCAGCCCUGUGUAUCAGGUAAACACCCUUUAUAAACCCUACCACCACCACCUCUAACACAGAGAAAGUUUCAACAGCCCUGGUUACUAGUGUAAACAUACCCAAUACUUGACACACCACCAUCUCCUUACAAACUUUUCCUGUGGUUACCCACCUUGUUGACAACAUAGGUGGUCUACUGGAAACUUGACCAGGGGCGCGUUCAGCAGGGAUAUAUUCUUUACGUCUUGCAACAGAAAACAUUUAAGAACCAAAACUAAACCUGGAGGGAGCUACCUGAAUUUUUACAAUAGAAACUCGUUUUCUGUUUGGAAUAAAUGGUUUGUUGCAGAACGUUUUGCAACAAUCUGUGUAAUACA